Neolamprologus brichardi is the source of this 2426-nucleotide messenger RNA. RefSeq names its product nudix (nucleoside diphosphate linked moiety X)-type motif 9 (gene nudt9). Gene Ontology annotation, molecular function: ADP-ribose diphosphatase activity. NCBI's taxonomy places the organism in Eukaryota, Metazoa, Chordata, Actinopteri, Cichliformes, Cichlidae. The record is from RefSeq and is a predicted model, not a curated record.
CGAGCGCCACCGUCGUAGGCGCACCCCUUUGCGGACGUCACCUUGCAGGGCGGUGCACUUCCUGGUUUCCGUUGUGUUGUACUUUCUAGGCUACUGAUUGAUUAGAGGAAUGAUACAUUUACCCCUGCGGCGACACUUGGUCGGACCGAUUCGUUUAGCGUUCACUCUUCUCGGACUCCCGCAUACCGUCUGGACCUCCGGAGUAAGGCCUGCUAUUUCCUGCCCUUCUUCUUACCCCUUCCCAACCAGUAAAACCAUCAGCGCUGUCAACACUAGUUACUGCCGCGGGCACUCGACCAUGCCAUCUUCAGCAGGGCCUCAUGUAAAGUCCAGAUGCCCACAGUAUCCAGGGUCCAAUAUCAAGCGCUUGUCUGUGCCUGAUGACAAGGUGGACUGGACUCAGAAGUGGCCUGAGUAUAAUCCAGUCAGCUACACGGCCCCUUCAGUUUUAAAUAACCCAGCCUGGGCGGAUCCUGAUAUUGGCUCAUCCUCUCCAAAUUUUAACACUGUGGAUGGUGCUGUGGACAGGACGAGCUUUGAGGGAAGCUACAAAGUGGAAAAUGGAAAACCGCUAAAUCCUUGUGGACGCACAGGGUUGGCAGGCAGAGGGUUGCUAGGACGAUGGGGACCCAACCAUGCAGCAGAUCCAAUAGUCACCAGAUGGAAGGUAGAUGUCAAAGGGGCAAAGGUUCAUCACUCAGUCUCCCAAAAGCCUGUUCUGCAGUUUGUGUCUAUCAAGAGGAAGGACUGUGGGGAAUGGGCCAUUCCUGGGGGCAUGGUAGAUCCAGGCGAGCAGGUUUCUCUCACACUGCAGCGGGAGUUCUCAGAAGAAGCAUUGAACUCGCUCUCUAGUUCCCCAGCAGAGAGAGCGGAAAUCCAUCAGCGCAUCACCAAUCUCUUCAAAUCGUCAGGAUUUAUGGUCUACAAGGGCUAUGUCGAUGAUCCCAGAAACACUGACAAUUCCUGGAUGGAGACGGUUGCUGUCAACUUUCACGAUGACUUAGGUAACAGCGUGAGCGAGCUGCCACUGGAAGCUGGUGAUGACGCCGGACAAGUCCAGUGGGUUGACCUUGACUCAUCUUUCCCCCUUUAUGCGAAUCACUCCCAUUUCCUGGAGAUUGUUGCCAAAGAGAGGAAAGCGCACUGGUAGCCAAAAACGAAUGAAUGCUUUGAGAGAAAAGGAAACUUAAGAGCCUUACUGCCCCUUGGUGUGGUGAGAGGGCUCAUCAACUGAAGUAGCAUGGCAUUUUAUGUGAGCCUACUCACACUGAUUGAUGAAUGAAACCCUAACAUAUAUUAAUUUAUUUCUAAAACUCCUAUAGAUGUGCUCUGCAGUUUAAAAGAGAUAGCCUGCUAAGCAUGCUGUUUGAGAUAAUAAAAGAACUAUUGUACAUUUAGAUUAAACCCUUUGGCUCACUGCUUGCAAGAUAGUAAAAAUAAGCCUGUAAGAAGAAGAGUAAGCACAGAUUAUGCUAAUGUAUUCAAUGCUAACAAGUAUCACAUUAACCAAACACAAUGAUCUCCCGAACAUAACAGUACUACUAAAUUAAUGGAAGGGGAGAAAUCAGAAUAAAGAAGUGGAAUCUGGCUUUGAUCUUUACAUGUGAAAAGGAUAUGAUGAUUGUGAUGCGCAGGAGCAGACAUGGUUUCGAGUGGCAGCAGACGGUGGAUGUAAAACAGCAUUUUGCAAUCAGCAGGCUGCCUUUCCAAAUGUACACAUCAAAACGUGUCAUCUCACAGGUCGGGAUACUUAUCAGGGAGGCAGUGAUGAAUUAUGCAUGAAAGAACUUGAAAUCUGUGUGAGACAAACACUAACACCUCUGUUAUUUAAAGGUACUGCAGAAUGGAGGGUGCCAAAAUGAAUCGAAUAAAUACAUCAUUAAUUAUGUCAACAAUGGGUUCAAAUUGGAAAUGCAUUAAUUGUUUUUUAUUACAUGUUUUAAAUGAAACUUUAUUUUGAAUGAUUAUUUUGUAAUAAGUUUAUUAUUUUUAAUUUCAAAUAAUUAAUGACAAAUGUCAAUAAUUAUUUAAUCAACUAUUUAUCUCAUUAUUUUUGGCACUCAUGUCCUCUAUUCUCAACAACCAAAAAUAAUUAUUCAUAAAAUCCCGUUAGGAGUGGCAGCUGCUUUGUCUUCAGAAUGAUUUUCCAUAUUUUACAAGGUAUGAUAUAAUUUCUUUUUCCUCUGUGUACCAAAACUGGUGAGGACAUCAGUUGGGCUUAUCAAGCAUUAACCUUAAUCAAAUUAGGGCCCCAAGAGUUCCAGGAGGCACAACAAAUCCUAUAAAACUAUUUUAUUUGCUCUCCGACCACAAUGUCACCCAUGUACAGCGGUCCCCCCGGUACCGGUCCGUGAGUCGUUUGGUACCGGGCCGCGAGAGUUGAGGCUCAGGUGUGAAAUGUAUGGUUUUCAGGGUUUUUAUCGGUU